Molecule: messenger RNA, 633 nt
Organism: Ilex paraguariensis (yerba mate)
Lineage: Eukaryota; Viridiplantae; Streptophyta; Magnoliopsida; Aquifoliales; Aquifoliaceae
Source: the annotation of a GenBank genome assembly
AUGGCUGAGGUCGGAAGUAGCCGACUGUCGAAUCCAAAUACAAAUCAAGAAGUCGAACGUUCCGGAUUGAUCACUGAAGGUACGGCACCACCUGGUUUGGCAUGGAAGCUUGUAACCCUCCCGUUUUCUAUCAUUUCUGGUAGUCUAGGUUUAAUUUCUGGUGCAAUUGGGCUUGGAUUGUGGGCGGCCGGUGGUGUUUUAUCAUAUUCUUUAAGUAAGAUUGGUCUUAACUCGGGACGGAAUGGAGACCCUUCUUCUCCACUGGUUUCGGUUUCGGCCGCCGCAUCAGAGGCGAUGGAUUUCGUGACGAAAUUUGAGAGGGAUUAUGGGAGUACUGGUCCGAAUUUCGUUCCUGAAGGGUUUAUGGAUGCUUUGCAGAGGUCUAGGCAUGCUUUUAAGCUGUUAUUUGUGUACCUACACUCGCCGGAUCAUCUAGAUACACCGUUAUUUUGUGAGAGGACUCUCUGUAAUGAGGCUCUGGCGGCAUUUGUGAACGAGAAUUUUAUUGCUUGGGGUGGGAACAUUAGGGCUAGUGAGGGGUUCAAAAUGAGUAAUAGCUUGAAGGCUUCAAGGUAUCCGUUUUGUGCUGUGGUCAUGGCGGCCACGAACCAGAGAAUUGCAUUGCUUCAGCAG